Molecule: messenger RNA, 1179 nt
Organism: Puntigrus tetrazona (Sumatra barb)
Lineage: Eukaryota; Metazoa; Chordata; Actinopteri; Cypriniformes; Cyprinidae
Gene: vamp7
Product: synaptobrevin-like 1
Exons: 8
Coding region: 213-875 (220 amino acids)
Biological process (GO): vesicle fusion; exocytosis
Cellular component (GO): SNARE complex; membrane
Molecular function (GO): SNARE binding; SNAP receptor activity
Source: RefSeq, a predicted model, not a curated record
GUCGCACGCGUGUGACGUAACGCGGAACACGGUGACGUUUGUUGAUUUUUCGAUUUGCACAGACCGGUGUUAUUUUUAACUGUAGUAUUUAUUUAUGAUUCCAGCCAUGUUUGCCGGACUAUGAAAGCACGGUUUAUGCCACUGCGCCUCAAAGACAUCAAAGAGCGGAGCGUCAUCGCGGUUUCAGUGUGUGUUCAGCGGAGUCUGCGGCGAUGGCCAUCUUGUUUGCGGUGGUGGCUCGAGGAUCCACGGUCCUGGCUAAACACGCCUGCUUCUCUGGAAACUUCCUGGAGGUGACGGAGCAGAUCCUGGCCAAAAUCCCCUCGGAGAACAACAAGCUGACGUAUUCCCACGGCAGCUAUCUCUUCCACUACAUCUGCCACGAGAGGAUCGUGUAUCUGUGCAUCACCGAUGACGAGUUCGAGCGCUCGCGUGCCUUCGGCUUCCUGAACGAGGUGAAGAAGCGCUUCCAGACCACCUACGGCUCCCGAGCGCAGACCGCUCUGCCCUACGCCAUGAACAGCGAGUUCUCCAGCACUCUGGCGGCUCAGAUGAAACAUCACUCAGAUCCUAAAGGCUCGGACAGACUGACAGAGACACAGAUGCACGUAGAUGACUUGAAAGGCAUCAUGGUCCGGAACAUCGAUCUGGUCGCUCAGAGAGGAGAGAGGCUGGAGCUGCUCAUCGAUAAAACCGAGAACCUGAUGGAUUCUUCCGUCACCUUUAAAACCACGAGCCGUAAUCUGGCCCACGCCAUGUGCAUGAAGAACCUGAAGCUAACCAUCAUCGUGGUAGUAAUCGUGCUGGUGGUGCUGUAUCUCAUCGUGACGGCCGCGUGUGGAGGACUCAGCUGGCCUAACUGUCGGAAGCAGUAGGAACGUCCUGGUCCUGUCCAGCGGAGGUCAGCUCGCCGAUAGAGACUCACACACAGAGCAGCGCUGAGCUCCAGACUACACCACAGCAUCUAGCGUGUCUCUUUGGUUCUUUGGGUUCCUUUCACAACGUUGUAACGCAGAUCGACUACAUGAAGAAUUUAAAGGAGUAGUUCACCAAAAGAUUAAAAAUCUGUCAUUGUUUUUCGUGUAGAGCAGGAGAUGCUCAUUCAUUCUGCUCCGUUCCAGACUUUUAGAAAGUGCCAUAAAGUGUGAUAAAAGUGGUCUGUCUGACCUGUGACCUGUG